GCAUCAAAGUGUCGAAGAUUUUUCGCCGAUUAUAAAACAUCAGUAGCAGCUUCAAAGCUUAAUUUAAUCCCAGAAAAUCUCCGAGGCACUGUAAAAUUAAUGCUGAGCAGCAAUCCAGAGCUUCGACCUGACGCUCACCAGUUUAUUAAAAUAGAAUACUUUAACGACAUUGGAGUUAAAACUUUAAAUUAUCUAGAAAAAUUAUUUCAAUGGGAUAAUCUUCAGAAAUCUCAAUUUUACAAAAGACUUCCACAAGUGAUGAAACAAAUGCCGCAUCGAGUUGUUUUGCACCGAGUUCUCCCGUGUCUCUACAAAGAAUUUGUAAAUGCUCCGAUGAUUCCUUUUGUCCUACCAAGUAUUUUACAAGUCUUAGAAGAAUGUACUGUUGAUGAAUUUACGGAGUAUAUUCUUCCGAAUAUAAAACCUGUUCUAGCCAUGGAAGAUCCACCGCAGAUAAGUCUCGUUAUUAUUCAACGAAUUGACAUUCUUCUCAAACUUUGCUCAGCAAAUGUUAUAAAAUCCGAUAUUGUGCCGAUGCUCACUCGUGCAUUAGAUUCACCUAUGGAACAACUUCAAGAACUUUGUCUCGCUGCGCUACCAUCGAUAGCUAUGUUGAUUGACGGUCCCACUAUGAAAAAUGUUAUUCUUCCAAGGAUUAAAAAAAUCUGUGUAAAAGGAACUGGUCAUAGUACAAGUCUAAGGAUAUAUAAAUUGGUUUUGACUCACAGUAAAUUGGGAAUUAAUAAAGAAAUCCUAGCUACAAAAGUACUACCAUAUUUAUUACCACUCUGCAUAGAGCAAAGCUUGAGUCCAUCGCAAUUUGAAAUAUUGGCAUCUUUAGUGAACGACAUGGUGAAUCGUGUAACAACAGAACACCGUGAAGCAUUGCGUCAAUUAGAUGGAGUUCGCCGUGAAGCACAACAACUUGAUGAAGCCUUGAAACAAACGACAAGUCCAUCGACUGUUGAUGUAUUAAAUGAUGUUUUCCCAUCAAAUAAAAUAUUAUCUCCGCAGUUACCUGCAACAACUCCUUUGAAAGACAGCAAAGGAUUGACGUUAGAAGAAAAACACAGAUUCGCACAGCAACAAGAAGCAAAUCAUCGACUACAUAUACAAAGCCCACUGACUCCGCAACCACCCACACAACCCAAAAAAAUAGAACCUAAAGAUUUAACCAGCACGCUUCUAGAAAACAAUCUCAGUCAAUUGAAUCUGUCAGCAAGCAAACCUGCCCAACCUAAUUAUACUAACUUUACAUCACCGUCUUGGGAUACUAAUGUUAAUCAAAACCAAUGGAAGAAUACAACUUCAUCGAUGCCAAUGUCAUUGUCCUCAAAACCUUCAAAUACACAAAUGAAUUGGAAUUUAAAUGGAGUGAAUAGUUCAAUUAAUUGGGGCACACAAUCUACAAUGCCUGUUAAUCAAAUGUCUAAUUGGAAUAACUCUAAGCCUCAGAUAAGUAAAAAUAAUUCUGAUUCUAUUGGAAUAGGUUCAAUGAAUUCUAUGAUGAUGCCAAUGACCUCAGAGACAUUUAAUAAUGUGCAACAAAAAAAACCUGUUAAUUUGACUACUCAAGAUAUUAUUGAUUUUCUCAGUGAA
This is a messenger RNA of Cotesia congregata, 1599 nucleotides long. Lineage: Eukaryota; Metazoa; Arthropoda; Insecta; Hymenoptera; Braconidae. The record is from the annotation of a GenBank genome assembly.